AUGAGGCUGGCCAUUCUCGCUAUCUCUCUGUUGGCAGUAGCCUACGCUACUCCGGUCGUUAUAAGUGAGGAACGAGUCAACGCCAUCUUGGAGAAGUUGCGACGGGCUCAUGCCAUCGGUGAAUUCGCUGUGAACACACCUACCGGAAUUUACCCAAUCAAGGACAUCAACAAGAACAACUUCCGUCAGAUCUUCAAUUUUGCUCCAUUAGCUACCAAGGAGGGAGAAACAACUGAAGUCGAAAACCACAAAGCAGUGGCUGAAACCAACAUCGAUGAGAAGCUGGCCACCUCCGACAAAGAUCAGCAUGCCCCAGUUGCUGAAGGCAAGGAAGCAGUUACAGAACAAGCGAAAAGCACGGAGGUUACUGCGGUGACUGAAGAAAAAUCGGCGGAAGCUAGUAAGGAGAAAGCGACUGCCGAAUCCUCUACCUACGCCGAAAAACCCGAAACCACAAAAGCAGUCGAGGAAUCUUCUUCACAUGCAGAGAAGAUUGAGACUACGGAGACGGCGGCAGGGGGUGCAGAAAAGGCUGAAACCACAGAAGCAAAGAUUGAAUCCAAAGAAGUUACCGAAGCAAAAUCCGCAGAGGGAGGUGAAGUUUCAUCGACUGCUACGGUAGUAACUGGGAAGUCUUCAUUGGAGGCUGCCGGUGAGCACGCAGCUGAAGCGAAGAGUGGCGAAUCAACUGAAAAGGCAGGUGCUACGGUUGUUGAAGCUAAAGCUGGAGGUGAAGGAGCAGCCAGCCGAGUGGGUGAGGCAACAGCAGAAGCUCAUGGCGAAGAGGGUGCGACAAAAACUCUGACUGCUGGUCAUGCAGAGGCUUCCUUUGUAAAGGUGGGAGAAGCGGGAACUGUUGCUACUGACAAGGUAGAAGGAUCAGGAGAUGUACAUGAGGGCAGUGGCACUCUGGAAGAGACUCCAUCACCACCUGCUGAUACGACGACUUUACUCACUGGAAAUAGCCACGAAACUGGUGCAUCCGCGGAAGGUCAAGCUCUUCCCACAAUUACGAUCCCACAAAAUCCGGAAGAACCAUAUAUCUACGUUCCAGUGGAGUCAUACAAAGGUCACAAUCUGCCUAAAGUCAGCUAUUUGCUAAUUCCGAAGAAAUUUGAGAGUGAAAUCUCUGAUUAUCUUACGGCCAAGACGCACUAG
Haemonchus placei is the source of this 1158-nucleotide messenger RNA. The record is from the annotation of a GenBank genome assembly. NCBI's taxonomy places the organism in Eukaryota, Metazoa, Nematoda, Chromadorea, Rhabditida, Trichostrongylidae.